AUGCGGUGGCUGUGGCCGCUGGCCAUCUCUCUGGCCAUGGUGUCGGCCACGGGGCUGAGCAUUGUCUCUGGGGCCGCCCCCCUGCACCGGGGCAGGCUCCCAGCAGAGGCCCCGGAACAGAUCCGCCGGCCCAAGAGGGGCGCCGAGGAUGAGGAGCCCAGGGGGGUGCAGCAAUAUGUGCCCGAGGAGUGGGCCGAUUUCCCCCGGCCCUUCCGCCCUGCUGGCCUGCAGCCCACCGAGCCCCUGGUGGCCACCAGCCCCCACCCAGACGACGCCGGUGGGGACGCCCCAGGCCGCGGGCCGGAGCCGCGGGGCAAUCUGACAGGGGUGCCUGGCCAGAGGUUGCGGAUGCAGAACCCACUGUACCCGGUGACCGAAAGCUCCUACGGCGCCUACGCGGUCAUGCUGCUGGCCUUGGUGGUGUUCGCCGUGGGCAUCGUGGGCAACCUGGCUGUCAUGUGCGUCGUCUGGCACAGCUACUACCUGAAGAGCGCCUGGAACUCCAUCCUGGCCAGCCUGGCCCUCUGGGACUUCCUGGUCCUGUUCUUCUGCCUCCCCAUCGUCAUCUUCAACGAGGUCACCAAGCAGAGGCUGCUGGGGGAUGUCUCCUGCCGGGCCGUGCCCUUCCUGGAGGUCUCCUCUCUGGGGGUCACCACCUUCAGCCUCUGCGCCCUGGGCAUCGACCGCUUCCACGUGGCCACCAGCACGCUGCCCAAGGUGCGGCCCAUCGAGCGGUGCCAGUCCAUCCUGGCCAAGCUGGCCGUCAUCUGGGUGGGCUCCAUGACGCUGGCUGUGCCCGAGCUCCUGCUGUGGCAGCUGGUGCAGGAGCCCUCCCCCACUGCGGGCACCGUGGACUCGUGCGUCAUGAAGCCCUCGGCCAGCCUGCCCGAGUCCCUCUACUCGCUGGUGAUGACCUAUCAGAACGCCCGCAUGUGGUGGUACUUCGGCUGCUACUUCUGCCUGCCGGUCCUCUUCACGGUCACCUGCCAGCUGGUGACGUGGCGCGUGCGGGGCCCGCCGGGGAGGAAGCCGGAGUGCCGGGCGGGCAAGCAUGAGCAGUGCGAGAGCCAGCUUAACAGCACCGUGAUGGGCCUGACUGUGGUCUAUGCCCUGUGCACACUGCCCGAGAACGUCUGCAACAUCGUGCUUGCCUACCUGUCCUCUGAGCUCACCCGCCAGACCCUGGGCCUGCUGGGCCUUGUCACCCAAUUCUCCACCUUCUUCAAGGGGGCUGUCACCCCCGUGCUCCUGCUGUGCGUCUCCCAGCCCCUGGGCCGGGCCUUUCUCGACUGUUGCUGCUGCUGCUGUGAGGAGUGUGGUGGGACGGAGGCCGCGGCCGCCCCCGGCUCGGACAGCAAGCUCAAGACGGAGAUGUCGUCCUCUAUCUACUUCCACAAGCCCAGGGAGUCGCCCCCGCUCCUGCCCCUGGGCACGCCUUGCUGA
Messenger RNA from Miniopterus natalensis, 1443 nucleotides. It is a transcript of the gene GPR37L1, whose product is annotated as G protein-coupled receptor 37 like 1. Gene Ontology annotation, biological process: positive regulation of MAPK cascade; adenylate cyclase-inhibiting G protein-coupled receptor signaling pathway. NCBI's taxonomy places the organism in Eukaryota, Metazoa, Chordata, Mammalia, Chiroptera, Miniopteridae. The record is from RefSeq and is a predicted model, not a curated record. Gene Ontology annotation, cellular component: signaling receptor complex; plasma membrane. Gene Ontology annotation, molecular function: G protein-coupled peptide receptor activity.